Messenger RNA from Camellia sinensis, 1593 nucleotides. RefSeq lists its product as uncharacterized. NCBI's taxonomy places the organism in Eukaryota, Viridiplantae, Streptophyta, Magnoliopsida, Ericales, Theaceae. The record is from RefSeq and is a predicted model, not a curated record. Gene Ontology annotation, molecular function: protein binding.
AUGUUAUUUGCUCUUUUUUUCAUUGAAAGACUUGAGUUCAUUUGUAGUAGUACAAAUUCAAAUGUGACUUGCAUUGCGACUGAGCGAGAAGCUCUUAUGAAAAUCAAAGGAAAUCUCAUAGAUGACGCAAACCGUUUAUCCUCGUGGGUUGGAAAGAACUGUUGCACAUGGAAGGGAGUUGGUUGUAGCCACAAAACAGACCAUAUUGUGAAGCUUGAUCUGCGUAAUCCAAUUCCUACAGCGGUUGGAACACUAUUGAGUGGUCAGCUAAGUCCUUCCUUACUCAAUUUAAAUCAUUUGCAUUACCUAGACUUGAGCAUGAACAAUAUGCAAAUUUCUAUUUCCUUAGGAUAUUUGAAAAGCUUGAGAUACCUUGACCUCUCUUGGUCAAUUUUCGAUGCAACGAUUCCUCAUAAUCUGGGAAAUCUUUCAAGGUUGCAGUAUCUCAACCUUAGCAAUAGUGGUUUAAGUAGUCCAAUUCCUGUGACACUUGGAAGGUUGACCUCUCUCACAGUCCUUGACCUUUCAAGUAACUACUUCAAUGAUUCAAUGUUGUAUUCUUUGUGUAACCUGAGCAGUCUUGUCCAUAUAGAUCUUAGUGAUACUAGCCUGAGAGGUGCAAUCCCCCAUUGCCUUGGGAAUCUUGCUUCUCUUUCCAUCCUCAGGUUGAGUGCAAAUUAUCUUCAAGGUCCAAUUCUAAGUGAGAUGGGAAAUAUGACACAACUUACAGAGCUUGACCUCUCUUUGAAUGCGUUUGAAGGUGAAAUACCAAACUCCAUGAGGAACCUCUGUAACUUGUGUGUAUUGGAUUUGCCCGAUAACAAAUUCACUAGAAAGCUUUCAACUUCUGUUGGAAGUCCAUUUGGUUGCAUCCAUAAUAGUUUGGAAGAUUUGUCUCUUUCUUCAAAUGAGUUGAGUGGUGGUCUGCCAAAUCAUUUGGGAGAGUUUAAGAAUCUAGAGAGGCUUGUUAUUGGAUGGAAUUCAUUUUAUGGUCCGCUGCCAUCAUCACUCAGAACACUAUCAUAUUUGAGAGUGUUAGAUGCUGGAUAUAAUCAAUUGAAUGGGAGCAUUGCAAUUAGUCUUGGACAACUUUCAAAACUAGAAUAUCUAGAUUUGUCAAAUAAUUCAUUUGUUGGCACCGUAUGUGAACUUCACUUUGCCAAACUCAAAAGUUUAUAUGAAUUGUGCUUGCAUUCAAAUUCAUUAGUUUUGAAUGUGACCUCCCAAUGGGUUCCUCCCUUUCAGCUCCAAGUCAUAAAAUUGUCAUUCAUCAAAGUAGGACCCCAAUUUCCUCAAUGGCUCGAAACACAAAAAAAUGUUGUAGAGUUAGACAUGUCUUAUGCAAGCAUCUCAGAUGUCAUUCCUGAUUGGUUUGAGAGUAUUUAUUGUGGCACUAUAUACUUGGAUCUUUCCAACAACCAGAUAAAAGGAAAGGUGCCAAUAUCUCAAAAAUGUAAAUAUAGAUAUAGUGCUGGUGAUGAAGAGGUACUAUUGAGUUCUAACAGAUUUGAGGGUCCACUAACCCUUACUUCAGAUUUUUAUGUCUUAGAUCUCUCCAACAACUUGCUUUCAGGACCUAUUAUCAUCCGAUGA